ACACUUCCGGUGACGUGGCUCCUCUGGAAAAGGGGAAGCCGUGGCAGGAAUGUUAGCUGCGGAAUCAGCUGGAGCGCUAGUCUACCUCACUGAGCUGGAUGGCAGGGACACACUGGUGGAAGAACUUCAGGAAUCACAACAGGGUGCUCUUUGGAACAAGGGACAGAUGAAAUCAAGAGGCGGUAGGCCCAGCUGGGCGUUGGCUGCACUGUUCACAGGUGCUGCCCUGCUGGUCGUCUCAUCCAGAGGGGCGUCCAGUGGUAAGAUGUCCCAGGCAGCCAUGGCUCAUGCCACAGCCACAGCCGCUGGAUCAGGCCCAGGGCUUCCAGAUGAGUUCCUAGGCUUCCAGGCCUUAGCUGACCUCUUUGCAAGUGAACGUGCCGAUGUCUGGCUCUGCUCUCUGGUUGGGUCUGUUGCUGUAGGCCUCACUGGAAUUUUCCCCCUUCUUGUUAUUCCUAUUGAGGCAGGAGCGGCCCUCGAGACAGCGGCUGGCUGUCGGAAGCUAAAGCAGCUCCUGAGCUUUGCCAUUGGUGGUCUCUUGGGUGACGUGUUCCUCCACUUGCUCCCGGAGGCUUGGGCACAUUCCCACUCCUGCAGCACAGACGAGAGCCAGCUCCACUGCAGGACCCAGGGCCUGUGGGUUAUCAUGGGUAUGAUGUCCUUCCUUCUCCUGGAGAAGAUGUUCCCAGAUGAGAACAGCCAGGAGGACUCCAUUGGUAACAGCCAGCAUGUCCCUACCUCCCAUAGCUCAGACUCCAGUAGUGAGGUGUUGUCCCACAUCAAUGGGCACCAUUUUGAUACUUGGAGCUCGUCCUCCAAGACAAAAAGCAGCUUGCAGCAAGUUCCAAAGAAAAUAAAGACGUGUGGGUACCUGAACCUCCUGGCCAACUGCAUCGACAACUUCACCCAUGGCCUGGCUGUGGCAGGGAGCUUCCUGGUCAGCAGGAAGGUUGGGUGUCUCACCACCUUUGCCAUCCUGCUCCAUGAAAUCCCCCAUGAGGUGGGUGACUUUGCCAUCCUGCUGCGUGCGGGGUUUGACCGCUGGAGUGCCGCCCGCAUGCAGCUAUCCACAGCCCUGGGAGGGGUGCUGGGGGCUUGUUUCGCCCUAUGUGCCCAGUCUCCCAGAGGGACAGAAAAUGCAACAGCGUGGAUCUUACCAUUCUCCUCGGGAGGCUUCCUGUACAUAGCCCUGGUCAAUGUGGUGCCUGACCUCCUGGAGGAGACCAGCCUCGGACACUCCCUGUUGCAGAUCCUGCUCCUGUGCUGUGGCAUUGCCGUCAUGGCAGUCUUGUCUGCCGUAGUGGAUUGAGCUCAAAAGACAAGCCUGCUUUACCAAAAUAUAAUUGAGAACAUCACCGCAACAUUCACUGGACUGGGAAGCAAUCCCCCUUUCUAUAAAGUUAAGUCCUCAGAUUGCACUCAAUCGCCCUUUUUUUAUAUGGAACUGUUUUUAAUACUCCACCUAGUGCCAAAACAUCCUAUCAGCAUGACCAUCAACAUGGAAGCGAUCUGACAAUCAGAACGGCACCUUGAAUCAUGAUACCUGCUUUUUCUAUCAGGACUCUAGACCAACUGUGUCCACCUUGUCUGCUGAUCUCUGACUACUGUCUGUGUGGACACUAAUGUGCCAAACCCAGACAGACAGACAUUUUGAAAUGGCAAGAGAGCUGAAGAAAGCUUAUUGAAGCUUUCAUGGAAGUAACUGGACUAUCUGAGAGCAUCAGACCAUAAUGGGUAGACACUCAGUCUCAUUCUGUUUUAUUGCACAUACUCAAACAGGUCAUAUCGGACACUUAUGAGCAGCUCAUGCAUACUGGUACAAACUUAAUCUCACAUGGCUUUACCAAACUAAAAUGCAUACACAUUUCCUUACAUUCUUCAAAUUAAAUGCUCAUGUGCUGCUUUCUAUUUGUCUCUUUCAGGCUAAUUUAUAUUUGUGUCUUAUUGGUUUCUGUAUCUGCUUAUACUGAUAAGUAUUUCAGAAAGUAACAUGGUGCAAUGUUUUUGUCAAAUUCUGUUGUGACUCCCAUCACGCACCAUUGCAUUUUGUAUAGGGUUAAUCUGUUACAUUGAUGUAUAUUCAAGCAAAAAGAGCAUGUAUUUUUCAAUUGCAUACAAUGCUAAUUUGUUAAGAGACACUCAGACAGAUAUAUUUGGAACUCCUUAAUUAUGAGAGCUUAAUUUCCGGAAAAUAUGGUUUAGAAAUGUUAUAAUAAUAUUAUGCAAAAUAUUUUUGAUCUUGAUUUUACUAUAUUGUGUUUUCAGAAAGUAUUCACACCCCUUGACUUCUUUCAUGUUUGUUACAAAGUGGGAUUGAAAUAUUUUUUUUAUCAGCAAUCUACAAAACUCACGUCAAAGUUUAAAAAUAUAUAUAUAUAUUGGAAAAUAAUUCACUGUCUUGAUUAGAUAAGUAUCCAACCCCCUGAGUCUGUUAAACCUUUGGCAGCGAUUACAGCUGCGUCUCUGGGUAAGUCUAAGAGCUUUGCACACCUGGAUUGUACUAUAGUUGCCCAUUUUAUUUAAAAAAAAAUCAAGUUGGUGGUUGAUCAUUGCUAGACAGCCAUUUUCAAUUAUUGCCAUAGAUUUUCAAUGAUGUCUUGGUGAUCAACUCGUGUAUAUGAAUAUGAAGUGCUACGCUGUUGUGUUGGACCCAAACAUAAUGCUUUGUAUUCAGAACAAAAAGUUCAAUUAUUUGCCAAUUUUUUUUCAGUAUUACUUAAGUGCUUUGUCUCAAACAGGAUGCAUGUUUUGGAAUAUUUGUAUUAUUUUCAGUCUGUCAUUUGUCAGUGUUGUGGAGUAACUAAAGUACAAUGUUGUUCCAUCCUCCAUUAAACUCUAUUUUAAAAUCGCCAUUAGCCCCAUGGUGAAAUCCCUGAGCGGUUUCCUUCCUCUCCGGCAACUGAGUUGGGAAUGGUGCCUGUAUCCUUGUUGUGACUGGGUGUAAUGAUACACCAUCCAAAGUGUUAACUGCAUCAUGCUCAAAGGGAGAUGUAAUGUCUGCCCCCCCCCCUCUAUUAUUGCGCAGAGUCCGUGGAAUUUAUUUGACUUGUUAAGCACAUGUUUACUCCUGAACUUUAUUUAGGCUUGCCAUAAAAGGGUUGAAUACUUAAUGAGUCAAGACAUUUCAGCUUCUCAUUUUUAAAUCAUUUGUAAAUAAUUAUUUUAUUCCACUUUCACAUUAUGGGGUAUUGUGUGUGUGUAUAUCAGUGACCCAAAACCUCAAUUUAAUAAAUGUUUAAUUUAGGCUGAAUACUUAUGUAAAUAAGGUAUUUCUGUUUUUUAUAAAUAUUUAUAAAAAACUGUUUUUGCUUUGUCAUUAUGGAGCAUUGUGUGUAGAUUGAUGGGAAAAAACUAUUUUAAUCAAUUUUAGAAUAAGACUGUAACGUAACAAUGUGGAAAAAGUCAAGUGGUGUGAAUACUUUCUAAUUGCACUGUAUUCACUCUUGGUAGUUGCACGCUCACAAGUUACACUAAGUGAAAGCUAUGGAGAUUAUGCAUCAAUAUGUUAUGCAAUAAAAUUCCACACUAAACAUG
Molecule: messenger RNA, 3534 nt
Organism: Salvelinus fontinalis (brook trout)
Lineage: Eukaryota; Metazoa; Chordata; Actinopteri; Salmoniformes; Salmonidae
Product: zinc transporter ZIP13-like
Exons: 10
Coding region: 50-1309 (419 amino acids)
Biological process (GO): intracellular zinc ion homeostasis; zinc ion transmembrane transport
Cellular component (GO): membrane
Molecular function (GO): zinc ion transmembrane transporter activity
Source: RefSeq, a predicted model, not a curated record